This is a messenger RNA of Chrysochloris asiatica (Cape golden mole), 1362 nucleotides long. RefSeq names its product chromosome unknown open reading frame, human C17orf75. The record is from RefSeq and is a predicted model, not a curated record. The coding region runs from base 1 to 1185 and encodes 394 amino acids. Lineage: Eukaryota; Metazoa; Chordata; Mammalia; Afrosoricida; Chrysochloridae. The transcript is spliced from 10 exons. Gene Ontology annotation, cellular component: trans-Golgi network.
AUGCUCCCCUCUUUGCAAGAAUCACUGGAUGGAGAUGAAAAAGAGCUAGAGAGCAGCGAGGAGGGUGGUUCUGCGGAGGAGCGGAGACUCGAGCUACCACCCAGCAGCCACUACAGUCUGUACAGCUACCGCGGAAGCAGAUUGGCACACCAUCGAGGAGACAGUGAUGAUGCAAGUGGCACAAAUACAGAAACUCCUUCCGGUGACGAUUUCAGCCUUUCUUUGGUGGACACUAAUCUACCAUCUGAAGUGGAGCCACAGCUGCGCAGUUUCAUUGUUAAGCGUCUUUCCAAGGGAGCAGUCUUUGAAGGACUGGGUAAUGUUACAUCCCUGGAGCUGAGUUCUCCAGGGUAUCGAGUCGGCUGUUACUACUGCCUUUUUCAACAAGACAAAUUGUUUCCUGAAGCAGCAGCAGUGGACUCUGAGUGUAAACCUUCAGAGUAUGUAUGCUGUUUUUUAGGAGGGUCUGAAAAAGGACUUGAGCUUUUCAGGCUUGAAUUGGACAAGUAUAUUCAAGGGCUAAAAGACAACAUGAACUGUGAGGAAAAGGGUCUGGAGAAUCCCAUAAAGUCCUACCUGAACAGCUGGUUUGAGGAUGUUGUAUGCCCGAUCCAAAGGGUGGUUCUUCUCUUUCAGGAGAAACUUACUUUUCUGCUCCACGCUGCUCUGAGUUAUACUCCUGUUGAGGUUAAGGAAUCAGAUGAAAAAACAAAGAGAGACAUUGACAGGUUUCUGAGUGUGGCCAGUCUUCAAGGACUUAUUCAUGAGGGCACCGUGACAUCUUUGUGCAUGGCUAUGACAGAGGAGCAACAUAAGUCUGUGGUCAUCGAUUGUAGUAGCUCCCAGCCUCGGUUCUUCAAUGCAGGAAGCAACCGGUUUUGUGAGGAUUGGAUGCAGGCAUUUCUAAAUGGUGCUGAAGGGGGCAAUCCUUUUCUUUUCCGACAAGUACUGGAGAACUUUAAAUUAAAGGCCAUACAAGACACAAAUAAUUUGAAGAGGUUUAUCCGACAGGCCGAAAUGAAUCAUUAUGCGUUGUUUAAAUGUUACCUGUUCUUAAAGAACUGCGGUAGUGGAGAUACCCUUUUGAAGAUUGUGAAAGUGGAACAUGAAGAAAUGCCAGAAGCCAAAAAUGUGGUAGCCGUCCUCGAAGAAUUCAUGAAAGAAGUUCUUACCCAAAGUUUCUGAUCACAUUUUAAGAUCAUUGUAUUGUGUAGUUGGGAUAGUCAAGCCUUGGUGUUUGAAAUUGCAGUUGUUUUAGUUAUUAAUCUGAUGGUUAUUUAAGAUGAUUUGAAAUUCAUUUCAGAUUUGUUUUCUUUUGCAAUUUUGACAUUUGACUUAAUUAAACCUAAAAAUCUGAGGAAC